Messenger RNA from Nymphaea colorata (pocket water lily), 1306 nucleotides. RefSeq names its product protein ASYMMETRIC LEAVES 2-like. Bases 140 to 1021 code for a protein of 293 amino acids. NCBI's taxonomy places the organism in Eukaryota, Viridiplantae, Streptophyta, Magnoliopsida, Nymphaeales, Nymphaeaceae. The record is from RefSeq and is a predicted model, not a curated record. The transcript has 2 exons.
UCCGCCACCCUCCCACCAACAGCGCCGUGGGCUCCCCCCCUCUUCCUCCUCCGGCGCCGAGACGCAUUCCUCGCAACCCCAUCACGUUGUUUCUGCUCCCCUCGCUUAUCCCUUUAUAUCGCAAAAUCCGGUGGAGAUCAUGAUGAACAAUAGCAAGGCUGGCGGCAAUGGCAGCCAGGCCUGCGCCUCGUGCAAGUACCAGCGCAGGAAGUGCAACUCCGACUGCCCCCUAGCCCCUUACUUCCCGCCUGACCAGCAGAAGCAGUUCCUCAACGCCCACCGCCUCUUCGGCGUCAGCAACAUCCUCAAGAUCCUCAAGAACCUCGACCCCGCCCAGCGCCCCGAGGCCAUGAAAACCAUCAUCUUCCAGGCCAACAUGCGCAACAAGGACCCCGUCCGCGGCUGCCUCGGCGUCAUCGAGGAUCUCAAGAAGCAGAUCGACUGGAUCAAGGCGGAGCUUGACAUCACCCUCGGCCACGUCCACACCAUCAAGCAGCAGUUGCAGAUCCACAAUGGCGCAGCCCCUCCCCACGACGUCGGCAUCCCCGCCUCCUUCAGCAUGCACCAAUUUCACGCCCCUCCUCCUCCGUUUAUUCAACCGCAGCAGCAGCAGCACCACCACCCCCACAUGGGUGCUGUCGCUGUUGGCCACGUCAAUCCGGCUGCCAUGGCCAUGGCCGGUGGCAUGGACGCGGGCUUCGGACCUGCCAACGGCAUGAGCUUCGCGGGUGGCUCACCGUGGGUGCAGCAGCCUCAGAUGCACGGCGGCGAGUCGUCCGUUAGUCCCAAGCCUGAGCCGGCAGGUCUGUCGUCACCCGGCGUCGGCAUUCAGGACUGCGACGAAUUCAAGCCUUUCAUCGAUUUGUUCGACGAUCGGCAGCCGUUUGUCAAUCCGAAGGAGACAUUAGAAUGCAGCGGCGAAUCAUCGUUUAAAGAGGAGCAGCAAGACCAUGAAUUAAAACAAGCAGCUCAACUAUUUUCUCUCCGAAACAAUAUAGAUAGAGAUUCACAACACAUGUAAGCUAUGAAGAUGUAGACGAAUGAUUCUAGGGCAAGACCAUCAAGUGGAUGAAUUUGAUAGCUUGGGAGAUCUUAGCACUCAAGUUCAACAUUCCAGCGAGGAUAUGGUGGAGAACCUUCUUGAAUCCCUAAAUUUUUUUGAGCUCCCUAUCUUCUUUCAAGAUUACUUACCAAUCCUAUCACCGCCAGAAUAUGUGCAACUAAAGGAAAAGCACAUAUGCUUAUUAGAUGUCCGGCCAAAUUCCAGGAAAUUGGAGAUUUUUCUUUGUUCUCUCAUGAGCCUUUU